Seminavis robusta is the source of this 2100-nucleotide messenger RNA. Lineage: Eukaryota; Bacillariophyta; Bacillariophyceae; Naviculales; Naviculaceae. The record is from the annotation of a GenBank genome assembly.
AUGCUCUUUGCUGCCGCCUUUGCAGGACUGUCCAGAAGACAAUGCGUUAGUAGUAUCGGCGCUUGUGGCUUUAGGGGUCCUCUUUUCAAUCAGUGGCUCUACACUCCACCCGUCGUAGCCAAUCGACGACGACAAGUCUUUUCUUUGUGGUCCACUCCUCCAAGCCACUACUACGCAAGUCCCAACGUCAGUCAACUCCGAAAUGAUUUGAUGCAAUAUCGCCGCCAACAAGUGGGCGAAAGCAGGAAUCGAAAAUCUGUCUCUGCCGUGUUGAGCAAUGACAUGCUCGAUGAAAUUUCUCUUUUGCUACCCACCACGCGGGAAGAGUUAUCCGAAGUCAAAGGCAUUGGUCCCAAAAAGUUGGAGCUUUAUGGCGACGAUAUCCUCAGCAUUGUCCGACAAUACACCAGUACUCAUGGGAAACCGAGGGUAUCAUCAUCCACUGGAGAUACCAAAAUUCGCAAAACCCAAUUACGAGCCGACUUGAAGCAAUAUCGCCUGCUGCAAUCCAAGGCGCUCGACAAACCUCCCUACACAGUCUUUAACAAUUUGGCGCUCGAGGAAAUGUAUAAAAAUUUACCCACUACUCCAGAGGAGCUGUUGCAAGUCAAGGGCAUUGGACCCAAGAAAUUGGAACUCUACGGAGACGAUAUUCUGAGAAUCCUGGCUCCCUACACGACAGCUGGUAUCAACAACAACAAUAACAACCAACGAUCUUCCAAACCCGUUCCCAAACGAGCCAUCAUUCCAGUGGAAUCCUUGACGGACGAACAACAACGCGCCGCCGCAUUUCUGCUCUCACCCACGUACCCCAAUGGCUUCCUCACGGGAUCUGCCGGAACGGGCAAAUCGCACUUGCUCAAGUAUCUGGUACAGGAACUCAUCCAGAAACGCAAAGUCGGUGUGACGGCGUCGACCGGAGUGGCUGCCAUUCACGUCACGGGCAAAACGUUGCAUUCGUUCUUUGGUAUUGGAUUGGGCACGGGCAAUGUCGAUGCCAUUCUCAAAAAAGUGCUCAAGAAUGCCGAAGCCGUUCAACGAAUCGUCGAAACCGACACGCUCAUCAUUGACGAAUGUUCCAUGAUGUCGUCCGACUUGAUUGAAUUGCUGGAUUAUGUGGCACGACAAGUGCGGCACGGAAAUCCCAUGGGCCACUUGCCAUUUGGGGGAAUGCAAGUCAUUUGUUUUGGAGACUUUUUUCAGUUGCCUCCCGUGGUCAAGGGCGAUUACAGUGGCAACAAGCCAUUCUGCUUCGAUUCGCCCGUCUGGGAGGAGUUGGGACUGUCCCAAAACAUGAUCGAGUUGAAGCAAGUCCAGCGUCAGGAAAAUGCGGACUUUGCCGCCUUGCUCAACAAGGUGAGAAUUGGUGAUGUGGACGUACACGACAUUCAACAGUUGAACGAACGGUGUGUGAUUCGCGAAGACGUCCAUCCAUUGCCGACGGAUGGAAUUGUCCCCACGCGCAUGUACUCACUCAACAAAGAUGUCGAUGCCGAGAACCAAGCGCGGCUGGCAGAAUUGAAAGGGGAAGAAAUUGUUUGUCACGCACAAGACUCGUGGAGAGAACAAUUGCCCAUUGGAACGGCCGUGGCGGUCAAGAAGCAAAUGGCCGAGAGUUUGAAUCUGGAAUUGCCCAACGAGGUACGCCUCAAAGUGGGGGCGCAAGUCAUGCUGACACGCAACAAGAGCGUCGAGCGCAAGUUGGUGAAUGGUUCCCGUGGAGUGGUGGUGCGCUUCGAACAGCAAGGAGACGCGUCCGUUCCAAUCGUUCGAUUCGAUUGCGGUAUUGUCAUGCCCGUCUCUCCUGUGGAGGCCGUGCGACACAAUCCCGAUGGAGGGGGUGUCGGUUGUUUGGUGCGGCAACAGGUUCCGCUCAAGUUAGCUUGGGCACUCACGGUUCACAAGAGCCAGGGAACUACGCUGAGUCGAGCCAUGUUGGACAUUAGUGCGGCCUUUGAAUUCGGGCAGUGCUACGUAGCGUUGAGCCGAGUGCAAAGUCUCGAAGGACUUUGGCUCGUCAAGCCGGCAAGGCUCCACAACAUCAAAGUGAGCCCGCAAGUACUGGACUUUUACUACAAUAGAAAUGCUAAGAGAUCGUAG